Messenger RNA from Stomoxys calcitrans (stable fly), 2985 nucleotides. It is a transcript of the gene cbt, whose product is annotated as Krueppel-like factor 11. The transcript has 2 exons. Gene Ontology annotation, biological process: regulation of transcription by RNA polymerase II. The record is from RefSeq and is a predicted model, not a curated record. Gene Ontology annotation, molecular function: RNA polymerase II cis-regulatory region sequence-specific DNA binding; DNA-binding transcription factor activity, RNA polymerase II-specific. Bases 477 to 2216 code for a protein of 579 amino acids. NCBI's taxonomy places the organism in Eukaryota, Metazoa, Arthropoda, Insecta, Diptera, Muscidae.
AUAUGUUUUCAUUCGUUUGUUGAUUGUUCAACGGAACGGUUGUGUCUGAGUCCAACGCUGACUAGGUGCAGACCCUCUGUGUGUAAUUCAAAAAAAGUUUUGAAAAUUUAAAUAUACCUAUAAAAAACAAAGUAUAUUUUGCAAUAAAGCAAAGUUAUUAUAAAACAAAGAAAGUGAAAAAUAUUUUCCAUUGAAAAUAUUUAAGAAAAGAAAAGCAAAAAUAUUCAAAUUUACAAAAGAAAAGUAACCCCAUGAUAAAUGAGACAACGGAUUCUUGAAAACAAACUUUAAAGAAAAGUGUUAUAACAGUCUUUUGAAUCAACAAAGUGGAAAAUCAGCAACAUUUUAACAUUCUGAAUUCGGAAUUGUGUUGCAUCUUUAAAACUUGCAAACAUUUACUAGCAACUCCCCUUUUUAAAAAAGGAAGUUUAGAUAUUUUUUAUAAAAAUUCAACAAAUCAUCAGCAUAGCAGCAAUAUGGAUAUUACCCUACCUUCAUUACCCUCACCACCGGCCACACCGCCCUUGUGUGAAAACAAAAAUAUAAAUAAUUCCCUGUCAGUUUCCAACUCCUUGGAUGACAAACUUCUAAAAGCUAAACUUCAGCUGCAAUUGGAUCAACAGCAGCAACAACCACAACAGAUUACCAAAUCUCUGGUAAUGGGAAGCAGUAGUGGCAUUAUAACUCCUCAGCCUUCGGAUACAGAAGAUGAUGCCGAGUGCAGCAGCAGCAGCAGCAGCAGUAAACCUCCGGCGACAAAAAAGCAAAAAUUUGAUAUAAACUCUACCGCCAACACAACCACACCUCUCAUAUUGGCCCCACAACAAAUGCAAAAUCCCCACCAAAGGGCAAGUGUUAUAAUGCAUGUCAAUAGUUCGGGUAUAUGUUCGGCCAUUGAUGAGAGUUCCUGUUCCUCCAUUGUUUCCACCAUAUCGCAGACACCCUCCACAGUAUCAAAUGCAGCGGCAUGCUCCUCUGCCUCCAACUCCUCCGCCUCCUCCUCCUCUUCAAGUAUAUCACUAACCGAUGAUGAUUGUUCGGUUACCAAUGUAUGGCGUAGUAUUAAAUACAAAAUGAAUCGCAAGCGUACCGCCACCGAAACCACCAGUGAGCUUAUGUCCGAUUCCGAAUCAACACAAGAUACCAGGAGUAUUGCAAGUGAAAUGGAUGUUGCACCAGCGAUGGUGGAAGCAAAACCCAUUAAAGUAUUAGAACCCCAAAUGGAAAAUCUUGAACAGCAGGUUACCAACAAUAGCAGCAGUCUAUGUGCGCAGCCAGCAUUCCGUUUUACUUUACCAAAUUCCAAUGAUGCUGUUCCAGCAGUUAAGGAAAUGCCUGCUACCAUGCAGUAUCAAAUAAUAGCUCCCCAAACCAAUUAUAUAGUCUCGGAAACAAAUAAUGCCCCUGCCGCCACUUCAUUAAUGCCACCACAAUUUGUGCUACUCAAUCCAAAUGUUAUACUGCAAACUCUAACACCCAAUAGCAGUCAAGUCGCCGGCACUACCCGCCCUGUAAAUAGCAAUAACACUCCACUAACCACAACAAACUCUUCGCCAGCUCUUACAUGCGCCAAUUCGUCAACGGCGGCUAUUGCUACAGCAGAGCGUAAACGCAUUUACGAAUGCAAUCAUCCAGAUUGUGGUAAAAACUAUUUCAAAUCCAGCCACUUAAAAGCCCAUCAAAGAGUACACACCGGCGAACGACCCUUCAUCUGUAAAUGGGAAAAUUGCGAUAAACGUUUCUCACGCUCCGAUGAGUUAUCGCGUCACAAACGCACUCACACGGGGGAGAAGAAGUUCGUGUGUCAUUUUUGUGACAAAAAGUUUAUGCGCAGCGAUCAUCUUUCCAAGCAUGUUAAGCGACAUGCAUCCAAAAGGCAACAGGAGGUUGGCGUUCGAGCCUUAAACGCCUGCAGUGUUUUGCCUAUAACUAAUAGCACCGCCGUCUUAGACACCCCAUUGGGGGGCCAACCAAUUGUUAAACAUUUAAGACCUAUUGCACCAGCGACCGCUUGCAGCACUACCACCAACAUGCCAUCCAUGCCAUCACAGGCAUUGAAUAACUCCACCACCACCACCACCAGCACAGUACAAAUCACUCCCACAACGGCAGCAUUGCAGGUGCAAAUCUGCAAUGCCAGCGAUUUACUGAACUUGCAGCAACAAAUGGUACAUUUUUCACCCAUGGUACCGGCAGCACUGCAGCAGCAGCAGUAAAUUCAUGCAUUCAUUCAUAGCAAAAUAAAAUCUCAUUUGAUUAUAAAUUAGCAACAGCAAAAAACAAAAAAGAACUGGAAAAAGGGUAUUUUAAACUUAAAAAUUAACUGAAAUGGGAAAAAUUAUUGAAAGAGAAAAUUUAGAAAAAAACUAACUUUUUAAAAAAUUUCAUUCCAAAAAAAUGUAUAAAAAACGAAAGAAGAUAUUCAGAAAAAAUUUUAACUUAAAACGUCUUUGUAUAACAUUUGAAAAAUACGAGCUUCAAAUAUCAGCCAUUUGGCUCCUUUUCUUAAAAAAAAAAAAUUCCAGCAUUUUUUUUUUAACUUUAAUAAUUUUUCCUUAAAACCCUAUAUUGUAGAAAGUAUUUUCACUCCACCUUUCGGCUUUUGUAAUCAGUCAAUUUUUUUCUAAGCUUUGAGAAAAAAGUUUUUUAAGAAAUCCUUUUUGUAUUUAGCCUAUAUAUAAAUAUCUACUAUAAUAUAUAGAAUUGUACUACAUUAUAUAACAAAAAUAUAAACUGUGAUAUUUAAGUUUUUUGUUUUUGAAUUUUCGCUCUUAAGGCUCUUAAAGUUAUCCUAAGCAAAGCAAGCAAAUAAUGUAUAAUCUUUGUUAUUAAAGCAAAUAAUGUAAAAUAUUUAAUUUAUUAUACAUACAUAUAUAUAUUAUUAUCUAUAAACUAUAAUACAAAAAAUACCAAUGUAUAUCUAUACACAGACUACACUUUUUCACCUGUAUACUGUUACUUAUGAUUAAAAAACAAAAAAACAAA